UUUUGAUUUAAAAAUUGCACAUAUGCAAAGGCUACAUCAACAUAGUGGUAAAAUGAUUUUGGUAUAUUCGAAAUUAUUUCAAUAUUAUUAGUAUGUGACGCCCGAAAUCCGUGCCUUACCAAGGAUGCACGAUUCAACAAGACAGCCGAUACAGUAUUCAAAUGAUUCUGCCCGAUAAUUCCACCCUCACCACAACGGCCGACCGCUUGAUCGGGAGGAAGCCGUAAAGAAAUGUUUGCAUCUCCAGCAAACACUUAAGCAACCCUCCGCCCUCCUGGUGCCCGGAGAAAGUCGAGGUAAUUUUCUCGGCCCCGAUAUACAACCGCAGAUACGCCAUUAUCUCGCUUCAUUGACAUCCAAGAACCACCCAAAUCCACAAAAUCGGGGCCCUACAUUAUCAAUCCAUAAACUCGGGAGCCUCAACUAAGCGCAAAAACCUCAAAUCCUUCCAACUCGACCUGACAUCCGGCCCAAGCAUCCAAGAUGACCAUCCCCGUUCAGACCAUCACCACCCUUCGCACAAGCUUCAACCCAUUCUCUCAGGCCUCCCGCCCCUGCAGACUCCUACUAUCCAUCCUUCGCAAUCCCAACACUACCCCAGCAUCGAGCCCUACGCACAUCGAUAUCAAGGUCAAGCAGCUCCCGCGUGUCUCGACAGAGCAGCCCGAGGUAACAGUGGGCUUCAAGGGUGGCAAGGAGCUCAAGAUCGAAGUCGGGAAGCGCGGGAUGAAGAUCGGCGAUGUCAUUGAGGAAAUUGCGCGAGUGGGUAGGGCCAUUGAGCGAGAGGAGAGCUUGAAGGGUUGAUUCGAUCUCUUGUACGCAUAUUUGCUGUUAUAUUUGUGCUCGGUUUUACGGUCCGCCUAUGGCGCUUGGGAAUUAGGACUUUUUGUGCUUCUAUGUUGCGGAUGCGAAGCGGUUGAGCUGUUGGGGAAAGCUCAUUGAAACAAUUAUGAUACCGUCUCUUUGUGUAUAUACUACCUAGCCUUCGAGGAAUACUGCAAUUUUGAGGAUUCUUUCUUUGGGCUCUUCUGUGUAGUCAUAUUGUAGAAUGCGAGGGGUUGGA
Molecule: messenger RNA, 1063 nt
Organism: Aspergillus alliaceus
Lineage: Eukaryota; Fungi; Ascomycota; Eurotiomycetes; Eurotiales; Aspergillaceae
Product: mitochondrial 54S ribosomal mL53 domain-containing protein
Exons: 2
Coding region: 484-804 (106 amino acids)
Cellular component (GO): mitochondrial large ribosomal subunit
Molecular function (GO): structural constituent of ribosome
Source: RefSeq, a predicted model, not a curated record